UAAUAAUUAACAGCUCCUUAGGCUUGAUGACCUUGCGCGCGGAGGAGGACUGCCUGCCGGGAGCAGAGCCCCGGCGGUGCUCAGGUAGGCCCUGCGCGCCCCUCCUCCUGCUCUUGGCACGGACCUUCGGGACAGGUGAGCGAGCGCUGACUUUCCUACAGUUUGUGACCAGCCAGGGGAGCACACUCUCCGAGCAACUUCAGCCUGAAAACUAAGGGUAUCCUUAGAUGAAUCCAAAGAGGGGGAAAAGAUGACUAUGAUGGCCCACCAGUGCUCUUCUUGGAUCUUCGUCAAUGAGAGGACAUUCCUUACCGGGGAGCAACUUAAUUCUUUAUUGAAGACCUAUAACAUUUUUUAUAAGAACCAGAAAAAUCUGCAUAUUUCCUAUGGUCAGACUGAAGAUGAUAAACUAAUUGUUGAAGGAAUGUUGGACAUUUGCUGGGGAGUAAAACGGCCAAUACAGCUGAAAAUACAAGAUGAGAAGCAAAUCCCUUCUUUUACUAUGAAGUCACCAGAUGUCUGUUCCAAAAUGGGAAUGACACGCUGGGGAGAAUUUGACGACCUUCAUAAUAUUAGUGAACUGGACAGGAACCAGAUUCCAGUGUCUGAAGCAAUGAAUCCCCAGGAAGAUUAUUUAUUUUAUCACAGCAGCACUCUGAAGCCUCAUGCAGAUGAAGAGCCAAAAUCUCCAUUGCUCUAUAGGACCAUGAGUGAAGCAGCCCUGGUGAGAAAAAGGACGAAGCCUCCAAUGAUGGACCGAAAAGACAGACAGAGACAUAGAGCUUCUAUUAAUGGACACUUCUAUAACCAUGAAAUUGAAAACAGUGCCCAGGACUUUGCACUUUACAUUAUUUUUGCAACAGGAGAAAGGAGGCGGCUAAAGAAGACAGACAUUCCACUACUGCAUAGGCUCCUACAGGGACCUUCCAAAGAGAAUGCUCGCAUUUUCCUCAUGGAUAAAGAUACAGAAGAGAUUAGCAGUGAUGUGGCUCAGUACAUUAACUUUCAUCUUUCUCUCCUGGAAUCUAUCCUUCAAAGAUUACAUGAAGAAGAAAAAAGAGAGAUUCAAAGAAUAAUGACAAAAUUCAAUACAGAAAAGGCUAUUAUACUGAAAUGUCUUCAAAGGAAACAGGUAGUAAAAACAGAGACGACAGUUUAGUAGUACAGGCCCUUCUUGCCAAAACUCCAGCAAAAUCAGAGAGAUGUUACUAUUUGAUGAGUGCACAUUUCCUGUACUUCCAUUCAUACAAAUAUAUAUAAACUUGAAUGUGUAGGAAAUUGAAUAUUGAAAAAGAUUGUCUCUCUUUGAGAUGAUCAGGUUCACUAGGGUUCACAGUUGGACUGAAAUGAGCUUGAAUUUAGUUUCAGUAACUGAAGUAAGCUUGGAUACUGUGUAUUCCAAAUAGCCUUUAUAGUAAAACACUCAAUGUACUGGAAUUUAAAUGGUGCCUUCAAUAUGAUACAGUUUAAACAUCUUUUAGCCUGAACUGUCAAGAGAACUGGAAUAUCAACAACCAACUCUCAGAAAUGAUUCAGAAGUAAAAGCUGCCAGCUCUUGAAAUAAAACAGAAUCAUAUUCUUACCCCACCAAGAAAUCUGAUGGUAACACUGUCUUACAGCUCUUUGAAAAUUCUAGUAUUUUCACAAAAUCUAGAACUGCCUUUGUGUAGAUAGGUGACUUUUGGUGAUAUAUGUAACAUCAGAACGCUUGGUCCGUUGGGAAGGAAAAGCUUGUGGACUCUGUUAAGAAAUCCAAACUGUAAUUUUCUCAACCUGAUCACCUACCCUUUUUUUUUUUUUUUUUGCUGUUUUACUGAGGACUUUUAAAAAUAUUCUUAAAGAUCUUUUUAGGUCAGUUAAAAUAGUUUUCUUUAUUUUUCCAAACAUAGAUACCACAGAGACUUCACAUAUUUAAUCAGCUAUUAAGCCAAGACUUGGCCUGUAAUAACCAUUGUUAGUGAAUGAAUACAAAAGACAAUGCAAAUCUGUAGCAGAAGAAGCUAGGCAAGGAUUCUAGAGUGCUGCUCUUUUUCCUCAAGACAUCUUACUCUAUAAAAACAAUGCUCAAGGUAUUUACACAUUGCUAAACCAAUUUGGAAAAAAACACUGAGAAUGCCACAAGUCUUAACUAUGAUUCUACUUAUGAACUCUGUAUUAAACAGUUGUAUGCAGCUUUCUUCCAUUCUGUAAACUACUUCUAUUUGAUUUCUCAUACACGUUGUGUUAAACUGUUUGAAUACAUUACAUGUACUAUGGAAUACAGUUGUCUGUACUAAACCCAGUUCGUUUAUGAAACAUUUUCAAGACAAAAGUAUUACUUCUCACUGUCACCAAAACCUAAUGUGGAUGAGAGGAAAAAUAUGCUACGACCUUUUCAGUCAUAGUAAGUUUUUUUUCAUUGCAUAAAACUUUAUCCUUUCACCUAUCAAUUAAUAAUAGAAAAAUGUAACAGUUAAAAUUCAGUGUACCUAAAAAAACUUAAAGUAGCAUCAUGUACCUGCCAUAAACAUGACAAAAUAUUUCUCUUUAAUAUAUUGAAAGUCUACAGAAUGCAUAAGAGAAAUACCAAGUGUUGGAUAGGGAAAAAAAAGGCAGUUUACAUGAAAAGUUAAAUCACAGAAGGAGAAAUACAGAUGGCUACUAAGUGUACGAAAAAAGUUGCAUCUUAAUAGUGAUCAACUGUAUUGGUCUGUGUCAAAUCAGGAGACAGAAGCCACACAGUAAUUUAAACAGGGGGUAUUUAGUAUAUAGAAUUAUUAACUUAUGAUAGGAGUAUAACCAAAAGAUGGAAAGAGAACCCUAAAGGCCAGCCUAAUGCUGAGGAAGAGGCUCCAAAAAGGAAAACCUUGGUAUGAAGGGUUCAGGAUUCACAGAAGAAGGUGUGGUUGCAACCCACUGGGUAAAGGAGUCGGCUGGUUGCCCAUGCCAGAGCAGGGCCACGGCCAUAGGGCAAGCAGGAACAACCUCUGGGAGGCAGGGGUGCAGAGAGCCUUGGGACUUCGCUGCAGGUGCAAGGCUCAGAUCACAUAGGGUCUGUGUCUGAAGAUCCCCAGGAAAUAGGUUGGAGGAACAGGCAAGCCCAGGCUCCAGGGUAGGCACAGAGAAAGAGGGGUGCUAUUAGGACUGAGAACUGGAGGAGCCUCCUCUGAAGGAACCUAGUACAACUCUGUGUAUGUUUUCAUUCUGUGGCAUCUUUUAGGCAGCAUGGGACAAAGGUCAGGCAAGACGUGGCUCAUCAGAUGGCCAGCCCCACAGGAACAUGCACCAAGUGGAGGAGAAGGUGCAGAGAGCAAUGAUUUGAG
This is a messenger RNA of Pteronotus mesoamericanus, 3302 nucleotides long. It is a transcript of the gene RASSF6, whose product is annotated as Ras association domain family member 6. The record is from RefSeq and is a predicted model, not a curated record. The coding region runs from base 251 to 1159 and encodes 302 amino acids. The transcript is spliced from 10 exons. NCBI's taxonomy places the organism in Eukaryota, Metazoa, Chordata, Mammalia, Chiroptera, Mormoopidae. Gene Ontology annotation, biological process: signal transduction.